AUGUCAUCGGGGCAUGUCGAAGAAUCUAAUUUUGAAAAACGUUUAUCAAAUGUAAAUAGUACGCAAGACAGUGUUCAAACAUUAUCUCUAUGGAUAUUGCAUCAUCGAACAAAUCAUGAACAUAUUGUCAAAGUUUGGUUCAAAGUAUUAAAAAAAGCAAAAGCAUUACAUCGUUUAACAUUAUUUUAUGUGGCUAAUGAUGUUGUACAAAACGCAAAACGAAAUAAUGCACUCGUUUAUCAAGAAGCAUUUAAACCAUUUCUUAAUAUGGCCAUGGCUUUUGUCAAAGAAAAUGCGAUUAAAAAAAAAGUUCAACGAAUAUUAGAAAUAUGGCGAGAACGAGGUGUCUAUGAUGAAGAAUUUAUUGAAGAAUUAUUGAAAAAAUUAUUAGGCAAUGAAGGAUAUGAAAAAGAUAAAGAAGUAGCACGUGUGAUAUCAGAAUUUCAACCAAAAUCUUUAUGUGAAGCAUUGCUUCGUUUUAAAAGCCUGGAAUCUGAAACAUUACUUAAAGAACAAAUUGUAAAUAUCAAUAGUAAAUUAAUUGAUUCAAUGUCAGUGGAUGCUGUUAGAAAAUUAAAAGAUAAACCAUCGACGGAUGCAUUUCGAAGUGAAUAUGAAGAUGUACGAGAAAAAUUUGAAGACUAUUUAUCAUAUUUAGAACGUUUAACAACGGAACGGAAAAAAAUUAAACAAUAUUGUGAGCAAGCAGAAAUAUUUUACGAUGCUCAAUAUCAAGAUGCCAACAUUGUAGUCGAAGCAUAUAAAAACUUCGGUGAUAAAGUAGCAGCAUUAAAAAAAAAAUUAGAUUGUUUGAUUCGUGAUCUACCAGAAUCAGCGUCACCACCUAUUGCCGCUGAUGUUCCAUCACCAGGGAAUACACCGCCAGAUUAUCGGCAAACCGAUAUGGAUUUAUCCGAUAAUGAAGAUAAAUCAGCAUUUGAUCGUAAUGCAGUUGCAGUCACCAAAACACGAGCUGAUCCAAGACAUCGACGAAAUCAAAUACAACACAAUCAGAAUGCGAAUACAAAUAACAACACCAAUAAUAAUACAAAAGAUGCGGAUGAACGAUCAAGGAAAUAUGACUUAUCAACAAACACGAAUGGAACCAACUCAACGUCCAAUAAUACGGCAGAUAUAUCAAAAGAUAGCCCAAUGAUUAAUGUUGACUUAAUAACCGAAUUACUUGUUCAACAUAGUCAAUCUACUGGUUUUGAAAAAAGUCUUGAAAUGUUGACACAAACAUUGAAACAAUUAACCGAUCCAAAUUCUUCUUCUGCAAACUCUAUUCCCAUUACAUCGACAAUGACCACCUCAGCAGCAUCAUCUAUAAUGUCACAAACAGUACCAUCGUCAUUACUAACAUUUGCAUCAAAUACGUCAACACCUGCUGCAGUAAUUCCAACAUCGACUACACAUCCACUCGAGGAUUUACUCUUAAAGCGUCUUCAGAUGCCUUCACCACCAUUAGCAAAUAUUCCUCCUUGGUACAAUCCUCCUUCACAGCAGCCACCACAAUUUAAUCCAUUAUCUUUACAAGCACCAUCUCCAACAAUUCCCGGUUUUUCAUCAAGACUGGUUUCUCCAAAUACAAGUCAGGUACCACAGCAACAAUUUAUUCCACCUUCAUUAUUUCCUCCUGUACCACCUUCUCUAGUGCAACAAUUUUAUCCACAGCAGCAGCAACAACAACAACAACAACAACAACAACCGAUUUCGCAAUAUCAAAAUUUACAGCAAAGACAAUAG
Didymodactylos carnosus is the source of this 1746-nucleotide messenger RNA. The record is from the annotation of a GenBank genome assembly. Lineage: Eukaryota; Metazoa; Rotifera; Eurotatoria; Philodinida; Philodinidae.